AUGGCAACGCGUCCCCGGCCCUCCCGUCGCCAUGUUUUUUCCCAGUUUAUUUUUUCCAGGAAUUUUCCCAUUUCCUCUUUUCCCUGGUUUUUUCCCAAGGCCACGACGGCUCCUCCGAAGCCGAAGCCGGACCCGGUGACGUCGGAGACCGUGGUGAUCUGGGGACUGCGCCUGUGGCAGGUGGUCGGGAUCUUCGCCCUCUUCGUCCUCUCCAUCAUUAUCACGCUCUGCUGCCUGUUCAAGUGCCGCAUUCCACGCACUCGGAAGGAGAUCGAGGCUCGCUACGCCCAGCGCAAGGCGGCCAAAUCCUACGCGGAUAAACUGGAGACGGUGCCGCCCCUCGGGGAGCUCACCGACAUUCCCGGAGGAAAUUCCAUUCCCGAAAAUCUCCUCCCUCCCUCGGGCCAAUCCCGAGCUCUGCGCUCGCUGCCGGUGCUGAAGGAAGAGGAUGAGAUGAUUUUCCAAGGAAUUUAGGGAAUUCUCAUUCCCACCCUCCUCUGGCUUCUCUUUUCCAAGAUUUCCUCGG
Parus major (Great Tit) is the source of this 526-nucleotide messenger RNA. It is a transcript of the gene TMIE, whose product is annotated as transmembrane inner ear. The record is from RefSeq and is a predicted model, not a curated record. Bases 1 to 474 code for a protein of 157 amino acids. The transcript is spliced from 4 exons. Lineage: Eukaryota; Metazoa; Chordata; Aves; Passeriformes; Paridae.